GUUAGAGUUUGAAGUACUUUACGAUGUACCUGGAUUUGUCUCAGAGGAUAACCUGAACGAAGAGGAGUAUGAGUCUGCUAGCUUGCUUCCUCCUACUGGUGUUUGUCAAAAUGAAGAGAAGAACCAUUCCACAGAAGAACUUAGCAAGUCUGAAAUCCAGGAGGAGCUGAAAAAGGCUAAUAGCCUUCCUAGUUUAACUCCUGGAAUCAAAACAGUAGAUAAAGACAAGCAACCCCGAGAAGGCUUUUUUCAUUUUCUUGGAAGCUUAUUUAAUAUUGCAACAAAAUCUUCUUUGGCGGAAGCUAAACCCUCUACCUUCCAAGAUGAACGCAACAGAUGUGAAAAGGAUUUACAGAGCACAAAUACCCUUCCAGAGGACACACGGCCAAAGUGUCCAAAAAUUGAAGAGCCUAUCUGUUCUACAGCUAGACUAGAAAAGGAUUCUGUAAAUAAGGAUGAUGCCACCUUAAGUAAUAUUGGGAAGAAUGUCUCACAGGAUCUACAAGGAUGCUGGAAACGACCUGCAGAUGCACAAAAGCAGAUGCAACGGAAGCCAGAAGCACCCGCAGUCACUUAUGCAACGUAUCGAGGUUCUGCACGGAUUAGGCAACUACUGAAGAAUCAAUCAGAAAUGGCUAAAAAAGAAGAAGAAAGUACUGAGAACAGAAAUGAUUCGGUGAUCAAACAAAAUGGAGAAAUCCAAACAACUGUCUCUCCAAAAUCAAGACACUUAAUAAAAGAAAAUGGAGAAGAUCAGGGUAAAGAUCAUGAAGAUGAUGUCACAGUAAAUUCUUCUGCAGUUAAAAUGGGAAUGAAAAAGGCUGGUAAAGCUCAACAUUGCUUGGGUAGCAGUAAACAUGAAAUAACUGUAAAGACCACAACAUCAUUUGCUGAUUUAUCUUGUGAGGUAGAGUUAAAACAUAUGCCUGCUUUAGCUGCAACAAAAGUUAAAAGGACGUGUUCACUAGAUUCAUUACUAUUAUCUAGAAGUAGAAAUAGUGAGAUCUUAACCAAUUCCACUUCCCAGAUUACCCAUUCCCUUAACAUGAGUUCUGCAAGCGAUUUGGUUGGAAAAGAAGUUGGACUGUUGGGAGAAGCAGAAGCUCAGUUUCAAGCAGACAAAAAUGCCACUUCUAACUUUGAUAAAGAAGAACAUUGUAGUAAAGCAGCUGAUAAGAAGUCCACAAAAGAAAUGCAGGAUUGUUGUUUACAUUCACCCAAAUCAAAAAAUGAGACAGUUAAUGAAGAACUACAGGUGAGUAAGGGAGAAUAUUGCUGUAAUUAUCAAAUGGAUAGUCACUUGGAGCUGACAUCGGAUGUCCAGAUGCUCCAUUGCAGUACCACUACGUUUCAGCACCAGGCAGAUCAGCAUACAGGUAGUGUAAAUAAAGACAGCAAUCGAAGAAAAAGUGAUACACAGAAAAUUGCAGCAGCUAUAGAAAGAGAGCAAAGCCCACAGAACUUUUUUGCCACUGUUGUUUUACCUUUUAAUGAACAAAUACCCACUUUACUUAGCAUGGAGUGCAAAGGAGAAAAAUGCAUAGCCACGGGUAAUCUAAUGGCUACAAUGUCAUCUAUUAAAAAUGAUGAAGAUCUAGUCAUGGACAGGGGGACUUGUAAUGAAGAACUGGGUGAGUUAGGGAACCUACAAAAUGAUCACCAAUUAAUCCACAUGGAGAAUUCUAAGGAUACUGCCACACAGCAGUCUGGUUUACCUUGUAUGGAAACUGAGGGUGUGGAAACAACGAAGGUUUUAUCUGAGGAUGCAGUGGAAAACCUUGCCAAUGUAUCGUCACGCAUACAUGGGUGUGAAAAUGUGAAAUUUAACUUUGAUGAGCUGACAGAACCUCUCUCUGCUACUUUCAAGUCAUCUUUUGAAACUGGAAGCUAUUGCUCACCUUCUCUUGAUCCUAGUUGCAAGUCUGAAAAUAAAACUAUAGGGAAAAGAGAAGUCAGUGUAAAAGAAGUGACACAGACUGUUUCUCGUCCUGAUCUUGAAUAUGAGAAGAGCAAAUCCUUUCAACCUGUAGAGAUGAGCCUCUCUGUUCCUGUCCAUGACUGUGGUCCUGUCUCCCUUGAAACUGUUCAAGAUGUUCCUGCCAAGGCAUUAGCUACACUCAUGGAAGAUGACACAGCAAAGCCUGCACUUUGCCCUUUAAUCGCCGUUAACAGAACAGACAAUUGUAUUCCUGCUCCUUCUAAAAUCGACAAGACUGGUAUGACUGAGGUUGCUCUUGUUUCUUCUGAGUGUAAAGAUUGCAUCUCUGAACUUUCCUCUCAUAAUUCUGAGUCACAAGAAGAAAAUCUGGAGGUUUUUUAUUCUGCCUUGAGAUACGGAGAAAGACCCCUGAGCAACCAUUCUGUUUUCAUCUGUGAAAAAAACGUUAGUGUAGACAGCAUUUCUGAAUCUUCACCUGUUUCUGAAGAUAGACUUACUAAUUUUUCUUCCAAAAAGGAAAGCAGUCAUAAGCAUAGAAUAUCACCCAUAGUACUUGAUUCUUCAUCUGACAGCCAAGGAAAAAUGCCUUCUCCUGCCGCCAACUCUGAAAAUGGUCAGACUGCUAGAUGGUCUGCUGAUUCUAAACAGGACAACCUUAUUUUUCCAGCUGCUGAGUCUACGAGAAUAAUCCCUGAGGACAAAGUGACUGAGGUGUCACUUUGCUCAGGAGACCCGAGAGCUUUGUGCCCAACUGGUUGUCUGGAACCUGAGCUUACUCCAGCUGUGCUUGAUUGCUCUGAUGCUGGAGUAGAUGUGUGGGGUGUUUGCAUCCCCAGCCCCUCUUCACCUACUCUGGGAUCCAGAGAAGCCUCUGACCUUUCCGUUUCUGCCUUGGAAACAUUUGGCGUUGCUCAGGGGAACAGUCAUUCCUCCACUCACAGAGCUGGCAAGACAGAGGUAAUGCCAUCACCCAUCUGUCCUUGGACAUCUUUGGAAAUGACAUCUGAGUCAGUGUGUACUGAGCAUGUGUGCAGAAAUUCUGUGGGACAGGUGAAUCUUGGUAACUGUGCUUCUGCUAUCUCGGAAGCCCCUUCUGCAGCAGAUAAAACAGCUGCUGCAUCUGCAGAGUCAAAUGAGUUCUUUUCUGUGGAAGUACAGGAAGAUACUGAUAUCAAGGGACAAGAAUGUGCUAAAUUCCAAGAUGCUGCUGUUUUGUUUAAAAAAGCUGAGGAAAUAGUGGACUCAGUUUUACACUUGGCUAUAGAAGAAAUCAUAGCAAAACAAGCUGUCUGUGUCUGCCAGCUUUGUGGGAGCAAGGAUGGUUUAAUAAAUACAGAUAUUCUAAAUGAUCAGAAAGCUGGAACUGUACAGCUGGAAGCAGAAGAAAUCCAGUCAGCUGUGCAGUCAUUAAAACAUUUUAAUGAGAGCAGUGGAGGAGGCUCUUCUUCAUUUACAGGAAGUGAAACAGUGGAUACAAAUAAUCAAGAUGAAAAGAUACUAUCUUACAUCCCUGAUAAAAUUGACCUACAUAGUGUACUAGCACUAAAAGCAAAAGAAAUAAUUGAUGAAGUAAUUAACUCAGCCAAACAAAAACUGGCAUCCAGUCAGUGGCAAGGCAAUGAGAAUAAAAUGCCCUCUGAAAAGAUUGAGCUUAAGGCUGAAAGCCCAAAUAUUUUAAACCUGGAUAUGAAGUUAGCUGCCAAAACACAGGAACCAACAGAGAAGGCAGAAACUCAGAGUGUGGCUGUAAAUUGUGAAAAGGCAGAUGGCUCAGGUCCUCCUUUACUUCCAAAUAGUAUGGAAAAUGGCAUAGAUUGGCCACAAAGAGGUGAAAAGACACCAAAUAAUGCAUUUGCAUGUCAAACAAAUGGAUUUCUACCCACUGGUAGUUCAGCAAGGCCAGAAUCAGAUCUUAUGACACCAGCUGAAGAGAGACAUGAUAGAAAGGUGUAUGAAUAUCUGGCUGCAGCAGAGUUGUGUGGCAAAGCUGGAGUAUCAACAGCUAGUAGAAAAUCUGAUGGAUCUUUAAAUUUAAUACAUAGAGAUGCUACUGUCACUGAAGAGAUGAUUCUGUCAUUGCAGUUAAAAGAUGCAUGCAAUAAUACAAAUAUGCCAGAGUGCACAUUGCUGCCAACUGUAAAUGUUAAUUUGCCAUCUUUCAUGCCUGAUGAAGAAUGUAUCACCGCACAGAGUGAAUCUGAAGACCAAAGCAGUCCUUGGGGUUCUCUGGAAAGCAGUGCAGGGGACGAUCUGUAUGAACAGUGCAGAAGAGAGGCUGCAGAAGUACCUGCACAAGUACAAUCAUCCUUAGAAGAUUCAAAGGCAGUGGAGCGUGAGGAGGAGCAAGCAGAAGGGGCAAGUGAGAUAGCAGAGGUUAAAAGUGGAUUAAAUACACAGUUCACUGUACCUGAAUUGUCUGUUGUUGGAGAGGACAGUGAAGGAAAAAACUGCUUCAAUGCAGUCUUUUCCCAAAAUAAUGAAAAUCUGAAGCAGGUACAAAUGAAGGAUCAAGACAUGAAGAGAAGUGAUCAGCUUGAAGAAAAUGGUCAGGACUGUAGUGAUGACAUGAGGGAUUUGACAGAUCUUUUGGCCUUUUCUCCACUAAUUGAACAGUGGGAAAACAGUUCUUUUACUAUAAUUUAUGAAGGUGCCCUUCAAACUGAGAACAAAUCUGUCUCAACUGGUGAUAUGCAAACUGAUUCGCUUUCUUCUUCUGUUCUGCCUUUGGAUAAUAUAGAUGAUGUAAUGUGUGAAAGAGCAAAGAAUAAACAUGAGCCAGCCUGUUUUUAUGGGAAGGAUAACAAGUUGAAUGAAGCAACAGAUAGCAGUAGUUCGGAGUCAUUUUUGAGUGUGGAGGCCAAGCGCUAUAGAGUAUAUCCUUUCUCUUUGUCUCCAAUAUACGAAGACGACAGCUCCCAAGAAGACUUACUUUCCACAGAUGUGUCACCGGAAGGCCAUCCUAGUGGAAUACCUAAAGAUAACGCAGACCACACUUCUGUGCUUUCCCUUCUUCAGUCGGUUUCUGAGCGCUUACAGUUUACUACUCAGUUCAGUAAAGAGGAUGAGGAGGGAAUGGAGGACGAGGAGGAGGACGAAUUGUCAUAUGAAGAAAAUGUACUUGAUACUGAGAGAGAAGAAGAAUAUCUUUCCAGUCAGUGGAGAGGGGACUUAAAAACAACCCUUCAAUCAAGUGACCAAAAUAGAUCCUUGUUUCCUGAACAAUCACCUCUUCUUUCAAAAGAACAGCUUGAUUCGAAGGAGCAACCAAAACUGUUUCCAGAUGUGGCUUCUCCCAGUCAAACACCCUGUAAGCCAGUUUCACAGAAAGCUGAUGCUCCUAUAAAGCGUCCUCCUACAAGUGUGUACUACCAGUAUUUGAAAUCUGACAGCAAUUGCUCCUCUGAGAAGGGGACCAGGUUUGGGAGCAUUCUCCAGGAUAUGUUGCAGCCAAAGAUUCAUUGGUUUCAAGACAACACCAUGCCAAAACUGGGAGAAUUGUCAGUGAACCUCAUUGACAGGACAAGUCUCAAAUACAACCCAAGACCGGGAAAGAUUAUUAUUUAUGAUAUUUAUGGCGACAAAAGUAAACAAGAAGUUCAUUCUGAUGUGCUAGAUACCACAUCCUGGAUCUUUCCUAUCGGAGCAUUACUUAGGAUCAUUAGAGGAUGUUGGAUUUUUUAUGAGAAACCAAAGUUCCAGGGUCGGAAGUAUGUACUAGAAGAAGGAGAGACUGUGCUGGAUCACCUUUGGGAUCUUCCAGGCGUGAAACAUCUUCGAAGAAACCUCACAGUUGGUUCAGUCAAACAUGUAACAAAGGACUGUGGCGUUCCAGAGGUAGAGUUCUGCCUGGGAGCCAGAACUGAGGGACCUCCUAUCUGCAUACAGAGUGCAGUUGCCAAUUUAGAAGAAUUGGAUGUUGAGAAAAGCCCUUAUAUAAGUGUCAAAUCAGGAGUAUGGCUUGCUUAUUCAGACUUUAAUUACAAAGGAGAGAUGAAGGUUUUGGAAGAAAGUGAUUCACCGUCUGAAAUUCCUUCAGCAGAUGUGAAAUCUCUGCGUCCCUUAAAAAUGGGUGGACUAAAGGUACAAAUGCCAAUGAACGUCAAGCUAAUAAUAUAUGAAAAAAACCACUUUGAAGGAUGGUCCAAAGAGUUUUCAGAAAACAUCAGUUCUGUCCCAGUUCUGUUUGGUAGUGAAGAGAAGGUUCAGGAAAUUGGAUCAAUACGUGUAAUUGGUGGAGUAUGGGUUGCCUAUGAUAAGGAACGCUACAAAGGCCGUCAGUACUUACUGGAGGAGGGAGAUUAUGAAGACAGACACUCGUGGGGGGGAACUGACAGUGUUCUCCUGUCUUUCAGGUUCCUUCAGGCAGAUUUUAUAGAGUCAUCAGUGUCACUUUUUCAGUCUGAUGAUGAAGAUGGGAAAGCAUUAGACAUCAUCAAUGAAGAAAUCCCUGAUUUGGAGCAGGCUGGAUUUGGCCCAGAGACAAGGUCAAUUCUUGUCAGAAGUGGAGUGUGGGUCGCGUAUCAGCAGAAAUAUUUCUGUGGAGAACAAUACGUGUUGGAGAAAGGAAAAUAUAAAUGUUUCUUUGACUGGGGAGGAUCUAGUAAAAUCAUCAUGUCAAUUCGACCUAUUAAGUUGGAACCGCUUGGAAUGAAUGAGCCUCCACAUUUGCUCAAAGCUUUCAGUAAUACACAUUUCCAAGGAGCAUGCAUAGAUUUCACAGCAGAAGUUUCUGAUUUUACAUCAUUCAUACCAUGUUCUUUUAAGGUUCUUCGGGGUUGUUGGCUCCUGUAUUACCAAGGGGAAAUCACUGACAAUCACUGCGUGCUGGAAGAAGGCCUCUACAUUGACCUCAAUUCCUGUGGCUGCCCGACUGCUACAAUCAAAUCCCUCAAGCCUAUUCAAUAUGUUUUUGCAGAGCCCUCCAUCAGUCUGUUCGCUCUGGAAUGCUGCAAGGGCAGAGAGCUGCACUUCAGUGGACCUGUCAAUUCUGUUUUGAAUGAGGACCUUCAUUUUUAUACUCAAUCUGUAUGGGUGAGAAGUGGAUUGUGGAUUGCAUAUGAAGGAUGUAAUUUUUUAGGAAAGCAGAUUCUGUUGGAGCCCAGUGAGAUUUCAAACUGGAAUGAACACAGUGGCUGGAAAGUAAUUGGCUCCCUUCGUCCUGUGAAGCAGCCAGCAGUGUACCUCAGAGUGAAGAACCGAGCCCAGGGUAAAUAUCUGACAGUCGCUGGAAGCCUAGCAGAUAUAAGAGCAACAUCAGUGUGCGCGUCCCCAUACAACGGCAAGAACACACAGAUCUGGCACUACUGUCGUGGGCUCUUCAAAUCCAAGGCUAACAAUGCCUGUCUGGAUGUCAUUGGUGGCAGAGAUGUGCCUGGGGCCAAAGUCGCGCUCUGGGCAGAACAUGGGAAGGACAGACAAAAGUGGAGACUCAAUGAGGAUGGAACCAUCAGUUCAUACCUCAGCGACCAACUGGUGCUUGAUAUUAAAGGAGGAAAUUAUUAUGACAAGAAUCAUAUCGUUAUGAAUCAGCCGACAGAUGACAAACAUUCACAAAAAUGGGAUAUUGAAAUAUUGUGAGUAAAACCCACCACACAGAUGGACUUUGGGGGGGUUAUUAACAC
Molecule: messenger RNA, 7560 nt
Organism: Phaethon lepturus (White-tailed tropicbird)
Lineage: Eukaryota; Metazoa; Chordata; Aves; Phaethontiformes; Phaethontidae
Gene: CRYBG3
Product: beta-gamma crystallin domain containing 3
Exons: 21
Biological process (GO): visual perception; lens development in camera-type eye
Molecular function (GO): structural constituent of eye lens
Source: RefSeq, a predicted model, not a curated record